This is a messenger RNA of Zychaea mexicana, 1730 nucleotides long. RefSeq names its product argininosuccinate synthase. The record is from RefSeq and is a predicted model, not a curated record. The transcript has 3 exons. NCBI's taxonomy places the organism in Eukaryota, Fungi, Mucoromycota, Mucoromycetes, Mucorales, Lichtheimiaceae. Gene Ontology annotation, biological process: L-arginine biosynthetic process; urea cycle. Gene Ontology annotation, cellular component: cytoplasm. The coding region runs from base 113 to 1351 and encodes 412 amino acids. Gene Ontology annotation, molecular function: ATP binding; argininosuccinate synthase activity.
UGUGUCAAAAAACUUUUUUUUUUCAAAUAAUAAAAUCUAUCACCGCCGACUUACCGGUUCUUGUUUUUUCCCCCACUUCUUUUUUUUUUAUUUUCAACUCAUAAUUUCAGCAAUGGCUGGUGAAAAGGGAAAGGUUUUGCUCGCAUACUCUGGUGGUCUCGACACCUCAUGUAUUUUGGCCUGGCUCAUUGAGGAAGGCUAUGAAGUUAUGGCUUACGUUGCUGAUGUCGGUCAGGAAGAAGACUUUGAGGCUAUUCGCGCCAAGGCUUUGGAGGUUGGCGCUUCUAAGGUUUUCGUCGAGGACUUGAAGGAAGAAUUUGUCAAGGAGUUGAUCUUCCCUGCUAUCCAAGCUAACGCUAUCUACGAAUCCAUCUACUUGUUGGGUACCUCUUUGGCUCGUCCCGUUAUUGCUCGUCGCCAAAUUGAAAUCGCUGCUAGCGAGGGCUGCCAGUUCGUCUCUCACGGCUGCACUGGCAAGGGUAACGAUCAGGUCCGUUUCGAACUCGCUUACUACGCUUUGAACCCCGAGAUCGAAGUCAUCGCUCCCUGGAGAUUGCCUGUCUUCUUCAACCGCUUCGCUGGCCGUAAGGAUCUUUUGGCCUUCGCUGCUGAAAAGGGCAUUCCCGUCGUUCAGACUGCCGCCAAGCCCUGGUCGACCGAUGAAAACUUGUUCCACAUCUCAUACGAAGCUGGUAUUCUUGAAGACCCCAACGUCACCCCUCCCAAGGACAUGUGGAAGCUUACCGUUGACCCCGAGGAUGCUCCCAACACUCCCGAGCGUAUCACCAUCACCUUCGAGAAGGGUAUUCCUGUCAAGGUUGUCAACCACAACGAUGGCACCGAAGUCACCGAGGCCGUUGAACUGUUCACUUACUUGAACACUGUUGCCCGCCGCAACGGUAUUGGCCGUAUCGACAUUGUUGAGUCGCGUUUCAUUGGCGUCAAGUCGCGUGGCUGCUACGAAACUCCCGGUGGUACCAUCUUGCGCAAUGCCCACAAAGACUUGGAAGGCUUGACCCUGGAUGGUGCCUUGCGUGCCCAGCGUGAUCAGAACAUCACCGGUCCUUACUCGCGUUGCUUGUACAACGGUCUAUACUUCUCGCCUGAGUGCGAGUUCGUGAACAACUCGAUCGCUUUCACUCAGCGCAACGUUACUGGUGAUGUCAAGCUCAAGCUUUACAAGGGCAACACUGUCAUCGAGGGCCGUGUUGCUCGUGGUGAUGGCGCCAAGCUUUACAACAUGCAGGAAUCCUCCAUGGAUGAACAGGGCGGCUACAACCCUGAGGAUGCCGACGGCUUCAUCAAGAUCCACUCCAUCCGUCUCAAGAAGUGGACUCGCGCCACCAACUAAAUAUCGUAUUUUUCAUAAACACCUCCCAUCCCACCAUUGUAUAAAAAACACAAUCCGUACAUAAAAAAGGCUAGUUAGAAUGUUUUUUUGUAAAAAAAAUUGAGUAUUUUUGGAACAUUCUUAUACUUUUUUUAUGUCUAAUUACGUGCUUUGCACAGUGAGAAAUCGAAGGAUGACACCGUCGGUAUAAGGAGGAGUACGCUAUGUGGAUUCGAGGCUGUUACCCUUUUUAUCGAAAAGCUACAUUAUUAGUGGUCAUUUUAAUGAUAAGAUCAACGCGAAUCCAUCCAACUCCUUUAUAAGAAGUUACCAAUAUCGGUUCUUGCAUUGUAUACAUGUUGACAUAUAUUGUCAACAUCUAGGUUGUGGCCUGAUGAAG